Durusdinium trenchii is the source of this 1333-nucleotide messenger RNA. NCBI's taxonomy places the organism in Eukaryota, Dinophyceae, Suessiales, Symbiodiniaceae. The record is from the annotation of a GenBank genome assembly.
AGUCGCUUCAAGCCGCUGGCUCAAGAGAUAGCCUGUGACCCCUUCUCGACUUCUAGAUUCUAGCACAGCCCAUGGAGGUGGUGGUCCAGGCCGCCAGCGAGGUGCCCCACGGCUGCUUCGUGGCUGUGCGCAUCGGCGAGCACCUCAAGCAGCGUCGCUUCAACAAGUCCUCGGCCACCUACAACUUCCCGGUGCCCGAGGAGAAGGCCAAGGCUCGCCUCGAUGUUUAUCAGUUGGUGGGGACCUGCUCGGUCCCGGUGGAUCCAGCCACGCCUGAGACCACGGAGGUGAGUGUGAUUGGCUCCGACCCCAACUCCGAAGUGGUGAAGUUGCGCGUCAGCACUGCCAGCAAGGAGGUGAAGCCGGAAGAAGCCCAGAAGCAACGUCAGGAGAUUGAGGCUGAAACGAAGGAUGCUGCCGUGGGAUACUUGUCGAAGCACGGCAUCGAGCAGAAGUUGACCGAGUGCUUGCGGACGGUCCUCAGGAUGAAGCCAGAGGACCCCAUCGAGUUCAUGUGCAAGUUCUUGUCUGGCGGGACGUUUGUGCCUGAGGCGCCAUCGGCAGAGACCAAACAGGGCCCUCCCAAGGAGACCAAACCUGCGCCGGAGGGCAGGCAGAAUGACCCGCCCAAGAAGGACGACUUCAACGAAGUGCAGCCUGUGGCACAGGACGCGCCUGUCCCCUUUGCGUUGAGGCCAUCAGUGGGAACCUGGUUGAUGCCCCGCAAGGAUCAGGAGUCCAAUGAGGCUGGAAGUUGGGUUUCCGCACCCAACAGCAGUUUCAACUUGAAGGGCUUGGGCCACACCUCCAUUGAGUGCUGUGAAGUGGAACGGCUCUUGACCAAGGCCUUGCUGGAAAUGGAUGGUGAGCUGCAAGGGGACUACUAUGCGCUUGGAUCACACCCACUGAAGCCAGGAGGCUUGAGCGCCUCCGAGAAGGACUCGCUGGGCUCGAAGAAGUUGUUGUUUGAGGCCAAGGACAUCGCCGGCCGAGGGAUCUAUGUCACCGAGAAGGAGGACUUGGCGUUGUGGAUCAACGCGGAGAAACACCUACAGAUCUUGGUGCAUCAAUCUGCGAAGUCGCUGUUGCCGCAGAAGAUUGACAUGGUGGUGUCCGCGCUGUCAGGCCCUUUGAUCCAAGAUGGUUAUACCUUGAGCCCUUAAAUUGGGCUCCCGCUCGCACGAGCAUUUUUCACCAGUGCCGCUGGAGGCCACUGGAGUCACAGAGCUCUUGCGCAUGCCGUGCGGAGAAACCGCGCAUGCAGAGUUCUGGUGGGUUUCACCGAGUGUGUUUUCGCCGUUCGAACAGCGUGGACGAGAGGAAGAAAGCGCCC